AUGACUAGCACACCAGCUCACAACUAUGCCAUACCUCCAAUACCCCACCUACCCUCUCCGUCCCACUCACGCCACCCACGCUCGUCCAUAAACUCAUCCUUCUCCUUCGGCCCACAGUCGCUCGUUAACUCUUUGCUUGACGCAAACUCAUCGACUGCUGACCACCCUGACCCGCUCAACCUUGACCCGAACCGGUCCAUAUUCGCCACAUCUCCUCUUCGUGCGUCUCCCCACGGCCGUCGACGCGUCAAGGAAAGCGCGAGCAGACACCCUCUCGCCAAUGACACGAACGUGUUUGGAGACUCGGAUGAGGAAGAGGAGGAGGAGGAGAUUGAGUGGGGAAUGGUGGAUAGGAUGAGGUUGUGGCGGCACGAUGCGCUCAUGCAGCACCUGUACGACACUGCUGCGUUUUGGGGAGACAAGAUCGUUUCGUGGACAAACGAUCCCAACGACGCGUUCUGGCUCGCCCAGACGUACUUCACCACACAUCAAUACUCCCGCGCCGAACGUCUCCUCACCCGCCCCUUCCCCGCCCAUCGACCGCAUCAUCGACCAUCAGCUCAUGCAGGUAACAACUCACCGACGAUGAAUGGCUUCGGUUCUCCUCGUCCUGCUGCCGACACUUCGAUGUUCGCACCUGCCCACACACACACCCAAACCAUGGGCAUCCCUUUCCCCAACCUCGACAUCAAAGGCAAGGGUCGCGAGGUAGAUCCACAUGCACAACCACAUCCGCUUCCGCAUCUCCCUCAAAGCCACACCCAGCCGAGGUUGCCCGUAGGACCUACGGCCAUGAUAGACGUGGCGGCGGAGCAGCAGGAGGGAGUAUCGAGGCUGGUUGAUCUGAGUGUCGUGUGUAGGUACUUGGCGGCUCAGUGUCUAGUUAGGCAGGGUAAGUGGGCGGAGGCGACGGAGAUGCUGGGCGAGGCGAAUCCUUUCCGGGAAUCAGGUAGAAGUGGCCCCGCAGUGGCCAACACAGACGGGGGCAUCAAAGUGGAGGCAUCAAUGUGUAACCUUCGAGGCCUACUUAUGCUAAAACUGAACCGCGGCGACCAAGCCAAGGCCUGCUUCAUGGAAGCCCUCGCUCUGGACGUCAAAUGCUAUGACGCAUUUGAGCAACUCGUCAGUGGCGAGAUGAUGACCGUGGAAGAGGAGUGGGAAUUCGUCCAGUCGUUAGCCUACAAGACCCAAACGCCCGAAGAUUCUGAAUUUAUACGACUCAUAUACACAGCGCGCCUACGAAAAUACAAGCACGCGGAGGAGCAUACCCUAGUGCGACGGAAACUCGUGGAAGAGUAUGGGCUGGGCGAUAAUCCGGACAUUCUGUUCAGCUUUGCGGAUGCGCUCUAUGCUGGAUUCAGAUGGGCGGACUGCUUCACAAUUACCUCGAGGAUAUUGGGUCUUGUAUCUGUUCACGGACCGACGAUGCCGCUACACAUAGCAUGCAUGCACCAUCUCAAACAUCUACAUUCACACCUUUUCGUCUUAGCUCACGAGCUUGUUGAAAGAGAACCGGAAUCUGCGAUUAGUUGGUAUGCUGUCGGUGUUUGGUACCUUACACAAGAGAAAUAUCCAGACGCGAGGACAUACUUCAGUAAAACUUCGCUGAUGGAUCCUCGGUUCGGACCUGCGUGGAUCGCGUUUGCACAUACGUUCGCGUAUGAGGGAGAGCACGAUCACGCUGUCACGGCGUACUCGACCUGCGCGCGGAUGUUCACCGGGUCACAUCUUCCCCUUAUGUUCGUCGGCAUGGAACACAUCAUCCUGUCCAACUACGCCCAGGCGGAUGAAGCUCUGAAUGCUGCCCAUUCGAUGUGUGAUGGCGAUCCAUUACUCGUGAACGAGAGGGGCGUGAUGGCGUUCAACCAUGGAAGAUAUGAAGACGCCGUGACGAUGUUCAAGCAAGCUAUCGAGUUCGCGAAGGUGACGCAGACAUCACAGACUGCGUGGGCCACGACGUAUCUCAAUCUUGGGACGUGUCAUCGGAAGCUUGGUCAACUCGAAGAAGCCAGAGUCGCGUACUCGAAAGUGUUGGAGAUCGACAGUCGUUCGUCGGCAGCUCUUGGUUUCUUAGGUCUUGUGUACCACCUCAUGGAUCGCGUGCACGAGGCCAUCGUCAAAUACCAUGAAGCCCUCUCCAUAAACCCCCUAAACCCUCACCACCUCGACCUCCUCAAUCUCGCUCUCGAAUCCACAACCAUGUCCUCCUUCACCCCCUUCGGCCCCUUAAAACGUCCUUCCAUCCCACCGGACGCCCUCUUCGCCGAACGCAUGAAAGCCGUCGCAGCACGUGAACGAUACCUCCGCCAGCAGCGCGAGGCUGCAAAAGCACAGGAAGACGAAGCGGGAGGGAGUGGGAAUGGAAAUGCGGGUGGCCACUGGAAGGGUGCGGGAGGAAUUGCGGGUGGUGCCGGGGUUCCUCCGAUCGUUCCUGCUGGGUUUACGGCUAAGGGAGGUGGUGUAGGCCCGACGGGGACCGGGACGGGUCCUGGAGGGAGAGUUUAUGGGGUCAUGGCCAAUGGGAUGUUGGGGCUCUUGCCACAGCCGGUGGUAGGACCUGGAGGGGGAGGACAAGCGCAAGGAGCGGGACAGGCUGCUGCUGCUGGAGGUGGAUUAGGGUUGGGACUGCGUACGGCGCCAGAAGGGAGUACGAUGCGUGUGUUACCUACCGGUGCCGGUGCUGGUGGAGGUGGAGGCGGGGGACCGCCUCCAAAUUGGGGCACUGGCUACGCCCAGGGGGCAGGAGCUGGACCUUCGGGAGCUGGUGGUGCAGGGAGUGGCGGUGGUGGACUUGGGCGAGGUGUGGGAAGGAAUGUGUCGGACGAUGCGGCGAUGAAUAUUGACCGGUAAACGUGACGUUGCUCAAAAAACAGCGGUUGUUCGGUAUGCGUCAUUCUUGUACUUUUGAGUGAUGUACGUAGUUGUCUGAGUGUAGAGAUUGAUAUGUACGCUUUGACAAACGGUCAAG
Messenger RNA from Stereum hirsutum FP-91666 SS1, 2968 nucleotides. Its product is annotated as TPR-like protein. Gene Ontology annotation, molecular function: protein binding. The coding region runs from base 1 to 2850 and encodes 949 amino acids. NCBI's taxonomy places the organism in Eukaryota, Fungi, Basidiomycota, Agaricomycetes, Russulales, Stereaceae. The record is from RefSeq and is a predicted model, not a curated record. The transcript is spliced from 11 exons. Gene Ontology annotation, biological process: cell division.